AUGUCAAAAAAACGUCUUGAAAAUAUUGCAGAUAUUUAUUCAAAUAUAAUAAUAUUAAUAAAGCAUUUAACAACUUAUAAUCUUUAUGAUUUACAAUUAAUAGAAAGUAACUUAGACAAUUUUCAUUAUAAAUGGACAUAUCUUAAAACAGAAGUUUUACGAUAUGAGAAUAUUUUUCAUCAAAAUAUUAUUAAUAAUUUACCAUCAAGACAAGCUUGUAAAGAAAUGAUUGUAUUUAUUGAUACAAUUAAACGUUUAUUGAAUGAUGAUCAUGGAACACGUUUCAGACAAAACUAA
Molecule: messenger RNA, 297 nt
Organism: Rotaria sp. Silwood2
Lineage: Eukaryota; Metazoa; Rotifera; Eurotatoria; Philodinida; Philodinidae
Source: the annotation of a GenBank genome assembly